Molecule: messenger RNA, 2370 nt
Organism: Effrenium voratum
Lineage: Eukaryota; Dinophyceae; Suessiales; Symbiodiniaceae
Source: the annotation of a GenBank genome assembly
AUGCGGGCCUCGCACUCGGCGGCGGCCUUGAUCCUUGGGGGCUGCAACCCGGAGCUGGUGGGCACCAGCCGCCUGAAGACUGCGUCGCUGAACGGGCUUCAGACCCUCACCAGGCCCAGGUCGGCCGGACGGCUCAUCACUCCGCGGAAGGAGCUGAGCGUGGGCCUGAAGCCGCGGACGCUGGUGAAGCUGGAGUUCCACUUCUCCGCCCGCGGCCAUGGCAUGGAGUUCCAGAACCUCAUCGUCAGCAACGCCAAGGGCCAGGCCAAGGACCUGGGCGUCCAAAUCGGCUGGAGGAUCUACAUGGUGGAUGGCGAUGUCAUGAACAGCGGCACACAGGUGUGGCAAAAGCUCCAAGAUGCCCAGUGGCAAUGGAGGACCGUCACCGUGGUCUUCUUUACGGACUAUAGGGCCAUCCGCAUGGAAGAGAAGAUCAAGGAAGAGGAGGAGGAGCGACGGGAGGCCGAGCGCUUGGCGAAGCUGCCGUUCUCCAGCACCUCGGACGAGAAGCACCUGGAGCAACUCAAGCAGGAGUUCGUCUUCCAGGGCUACAUCGACCGAGUGGAGGACCGCAGCACCACCCUGCAGCAGCUGCUGAGAGUCGUGGAGUUCAGCAAGGUUUUUCAAGGGGAGCAGGGAACCUCCCAAACCGGCCUCAUAAGCCUUUUGCCGGGCAUGCGAACAGAGAUCCAGAAGUUUGUUCCGAUCCCGGGCCGUGACUUGAUCGCCGCGAUGUCCUCGGAGUGGCAAGACGUGGAUGCCGUGGCCAAGAUGCGGCAGGUGCAGGACUGGCUGGACAGCAAGGGCCUGGGGAAGUAUGGCGAGAAGAUUGUAGAGGUGACUGAGGUGACUUGCCUAGACGACUUCAAGCUGAUCGACGCGACUAUGGCAGAGGAGGUGAUCCAAUCGCUGCAGCUGAAGCUGGUCACCGCGCAGAAGUUUCGCCAAGCCGUGGCGGAAGCCCGGACCGGUGCACCGUGCGAGGCCGACAGCUGGGCGGUGGUGUCCACCUGCGAAGCCCAGGCGCCAGUGCCGCCGCCUCCGGCAGAGGUUCCGGCAGAGGUCCAUGCGGUGCAGGAGGUCAUCGCCAUCUGCAUCGACCGCUCUGGGUCCAUGGGGACGCCCUUCGCGGAGGUGACGCUGAAUGUGGUCCGAGGGGAGACCCGGGACAGCGUGGCGGAGCGCACGCGCAUGGAGGCGGUGAAGGCCAUGUUCUACGCCUUCCGGGACCGCGUGGAGUCCAUGGGCGCCGGAAAGUACCACCUGGGGCUUCUGCAAUUCGACAAUCAGGUGGAGAAGCUUCUGGACACCACGCCGGCGCUGGAUCGCUUCGAGAGCAUCGUGGACGACAUGAAGAAGCGGGGCCAGACCGCCAUCUACUCCUCCAUCCUGGAGGCCACCGAGAUGCUGAAGCCCUACUUCAGCCCCAGCUCCCCGGUGGACCUUCGGAUUUUGGUGCUGACCGACGGGCAGAACAACGCGGGCGCGGCGCCGGAGGCGGCGCUGGAGGCGGUAAACGCCGUGGGCGCCACGGUGGAUGCCAUCCUCGUGGGGGACAACCCCGACGCGGACCUGCGGCGUAUCGUCAGCGCCACGGAGGGGGAGUGUUAUCAGAUCCGACACCUCGGGGAAGGCUUCGAGCUGCUGGAGUCGGAGGCCGUGGUGUCUUUGAAGGCCCGGCGCGGCGGCACUGAGAAGCCGGCCUUCCGCCCGCGGGCCCGCGACGUGAGCUUCCGGAGCAUCCAGGAGCGGCAAAUCACCCAGGGCUCCCAUGUGCCCCGUGUGCAGGACGCGGGCAAGGACCAUCUCGCGAAGGCCAAGGUGGUGUCCAUGUCGGCGGUGGAUCACUGCAGCAAGGGCUCCCUGGGGGCGCCUGCGGCGAAGCGGGUGCUGUCGGAGCUGAAGCAGCUCUCGUCCACGGCGCUGGAGGGGAUCCACGUCUUCCCCUCCGAGGACAUCAGCUUCUGGCGCGCGCUGAUGGAGGGUCCUGCCGGUACACCCUUCGAGGGAGGCGUGUUCGCCUUGGACGUGUUCCUGCCCAGCGACUAUCCUUUCAAACCCCCAGAGAUCAACUUCCAAACGCCCAUCUACCACUGUAACGUGAACGCCAACGGCAAGAUAUGUCUGGACAUCCUGAAGAACUCCUGGCACCCGUCUCUGACGGUGGCCAAGUGCCUGCAGCACAUCCGGGAGCUGGUGAUCAGUCCCAACCCCGAGGACGCCUUGAGGCAGUGGAUUGCGGAGCUGACCCUUGUCCACCAAAGAACCAACGGUGCGGACACGCGCUACUUCGACAACGCCAGGGAGAGCACCAUGAAAGACGCCAGCCUGAGCAUCGAGGGUUGGCAGGCAAAGUGGGCUGCGGCCUAG